AUGUCCACAAAACCCGUCGUCGUUCCUAGACUUGGGCACUGGCUCCCAGAUAACCAUCUUAUUGUCCACGGAUGGCUCAAGGAUCUUAUCAAGCAUGUGGACAGUAAGAAUUGGUCAUUCAAGGAUCUCAAUCCGGUCCUCCAAGACUUUCAGGAAUUCAUCGACACUCAUCCAUUAGCGAGACAAGCUGCAACCUUCAUGUUCCAACAGGUCCCGGACAAGCCACCGUACAACGAAGACCCUCUCGGGAAGCCGCAGGUGCGCGACUAUCCGCACAUGUUUCAACUCUUCAACGAGAUCAUUCAACGGGCUCCCGAGUGGAGCGCGCAUGCGAAUGACGUGGGCCUUAUCGGGUUUCCCAUCAAUGCCAUCUUGGACUGGCCGAUGGGCACUUGGCCAGGAUACUACUUCUUCCAAUUCCCCAAGAUCAACGAGUAUUUCAAGCUCAUGCUGAAUGAAUGGGCCAAAUUCCUUGCUUCACGCGACUCAGCAUACAUACUUGGCACAGACGCCAACCAAUGGUUCUGUCCAGAGGCCAUCAAGGCACUCGAGGAAAAAGGCAACAAAGUCUCGACCCAAGAAACCCACUAUACAUUCGAGCAAUUGUAUAAAUGCAACCCCAAAGACAUGCACUAUGGCUUCAAGUCCUGGGACGACUUUUUCACCCGUCGGUUCCACCCCGAUGUUCGCCCCAUUGAAGGGGAGGAGAAUGAAAAUGUCAUUGUGAACGGGUGCGAGUCUGCACCUUGGCGACUCUCGACAAACGUAAAAGCCAAUGACUUGUUCUGGUUGAAAGGACAGCCUUAUUCUCUUAUGGACAUGCUCAACAACGAUGACCUCGCCCCUCAAUUUGUUGAUGGAACAGUGUAUCAGGCAUUCUUGAGUGCAACGAGCUACCAUCGCUGGCACAGUCCUGUCAACGGUACUGUGAAAAAGAUUGUCAUGGUGCCAGGGACUUAUUACUGCGAAAACAUCUUCCAGGGGUUCGAAGACCAGGAGGGGCCGGACCCAGCUGCUCCUGAUAGGUCUCAGGGUUUCAUAUCGCAAGUUGCCACCCGCUCGAUCAUUUACAUCGAGGCGGAAAAUAAGGACAUUGGCUUGAUGGCCAUUGUCCACAUCGGCAUGGCCGAAGUCUCCUCGUGCGAAUAUACUGUAAAGGAGGGGGACACUCUGAAGAAAGGCCAGGACAUUGGCAUGUUCCAUUUUGGAGGCUCAACUCACUGUGUCCUCUUCAGACCUAAUGUCGACUUGAAGUUCCAAUAUCCCGGUCCGUAUGACAACUGGGAUAAGGGAAAUAUUCCCGUGAACAGUGUGCUUGCGGUUAUUCCUAAGGCCUAA
Xylona heveae TC161 is the source of this 1338-nucleotide messenger RNA. RefSeq lists its product as hypothetical. Gene Ontology annotation, molecular function: phosphatidylserine decarboxylase activity. Gene Ontology annotation, cellular component: mitochondrion. Gene Ontology annotation, biological process: phosphatidylethanolamine biosynthetic process. The coding region runs from base 1 to 1338 and encodes 445 amino acids. NCBI's taxonomy places the organism in Eukaryota, Fungi, Ascomycota, Xylonomycetes, Xylonales, Xylonaceae. The transcript has a single exon. The record is from RefSeq and is a predicted model, not a curated record.